AUGGAGGAAGAAACACAUCACGAGGAGUACUGGAUUGCAGAAAGCAUUCGGGACACCAAGUUUGAAGAUCUCUACACACUCGGCACAGAAUUAGGAAGGGGAACAAGUGCAGUGGUCUAUCGAUGUGAACACAAUGGGACUAAGAAGGCGUACGCAGUCAAGAAAAUUCCAAAACAGAAGGAUCGGAAAGUAGUACAAGCCGAGGUUGGAAUUUUUCUGCAUAUCCGACAUCCCAAUGUGAUACACAUAACAGAACUAUAUGAGACAAAGACUCACAUUUACCUGAUGAUGGAGCUGGUCACCGGGGGAGAAUUGUUUGACAGAAUCGUCGCUCGUGGAUCUUUCUCGGAAAAGGAUGCAGCAGAAGCAAUGAGAGAUAUACUGAGAGCGCUAAAGUGCAUGCACGACAAUGGGGUUGUCCAUUAUGAUGUCAAGCCUGAAAAUCUUCUGUAUGAAAGCAACAAAGACCAUUCAAAAUUAAAAUUAGCUGACUUUGCACUGUCCCAUAUUAUAGCUGGUGAUGUAAGGAGUAACUCAGUUUGUGAGUCCCCAGGAUAUGUCCCUCCAGAGGUUUUAACUGGAAUCAGCUAUAAUAAGCCGACAGCCGUGGACAUGUGGAGCUGUGGAGUCAUUGCUUACAUUCUACUAUGCGGUUAUGAACCAUUUGAAAGCCCAACUCAUGACGUUAGCGAGAUUUACAAGAAAAUUCUCAAAGUGGAUUACAAAUUUGAUCCGGCAAUCUGGUCAAAGAUUAGUGAGAAUGCAAAGGAUUUUAUUAAACGAUUACUACAAAAAGAUCCAAGGAAGAGAUUGUCAGUAGACGUAGCUCUCCGACACCCCUGGGUGACUGGUAUCGCUGCUAAAGGAGAUCACCUUAUUGAGACCCAGGAGAAAAUCCGGGAGUUUAACGCUCGGCGAAAGCUAAAGGCAGCAGCAGGCGGGGUUCUCUUCGCAGCCAGAGCUGUGAGGAUGAUGAACAUGAAACCAAAGGUGAAAAUACAGCUGGAAAGUAGCCAGAUAGCUACAGACGCGUAG
This is a messenger RNA of Ylistrum balloti, 1035 nucleotides long. Its product is annotated as calcium/calmodulin-dependent protein kinase type IV-like. Gene Ontology annotation, molecular function: calcium/calmodulin-dependent protein kinase activity; ATP binding; calmodulin binding. Gene Ontology annotation, biological process: protein phosphorylation. The coding region runs from base 1 to 1035 and encodes 344 amino acids. The record is from RefSeq and is a predicted model, not a curated record. Lineage: Eukaryota; Metazoa; Mollusca; Bivalvia; Pectinida; Pectinidae. The transcript is spliced from 12 exons.